Molecule: messenger RNA, 2381 nt
Organism: Pimephales promelas (fathead minnow)
Lineage: Eukaryota; Metazoa; Chordata; Actinopteri; Cypriniformes; Leuciscidae
Source: RefSeq, a predicted model, not a curated record
UUAUUUCCUGUUUCGUGCCAUGUCAUGUCUUGUUGAUGAGUUCCCCCAGGUGUUUCUGAUUUGCCAUGCCCUGUUGUUCCCGUGUUUAGCUUGUUUGUCUGUGUAUUUAAACCUCUGUGCUUCAGUUUUUGGGUGUCGGUCGUUGUUUAAAUGUUUGCUGUUUCUAAGUUCCUGUUCUGAGUUCCUGUUCUUGUUUUUCCCUGGAUUCCCUGUUUGUUUUGUUAUUAUUAAAAGUGCUUGCAUUUGGAUCCAUUCUCCGCUUCAUUCCUGCCUGCAGCGUAACAUACGAGAUCCUGCUUUGGGCAUUUUUCAAAUGCAUAUUCAAUUGCUUUUUCUCUAAGACGCAUCUAGACAUCCCAUUGUUCACUAUGAUAUUGGAGGGCAGCCCGGAGGGGUUCCUUGAGUCCAGUCCAGUGGAGUAUUCAGACAGUAAUAAGAAAACGUCUCAGGCUAAAUGCUGCUCCCCAAGUCUAAAGAUCUUUAUUGGUGUACUUGCCUUCUGUUAUUUCUCCAAAUCCAUGACGGGGGUUUACACCAAAAGCACCAUCACUCAGAUUGAGAGACGGUUUGAGAUCCCAAGUUCUACUGCUGGUAUCAUCGAUGGCAGUUUUGAAAUAGGUAAUCUGUUGGUUAUCACUGUGGUAAGCUACUUUGGUGCCAAGUUUCACAGGCCCAAGAUCAUUGGAGCAGGGGUCUUGCUGAUGGCUAUAGGGACACUGAUAAUGGCUUUACCUCACUUCAUUAUGGACCGGUACAAGUACGAUACAGCUGCCGCCCACACUAAUGAUGCUGAUAAUUUCACAGUGAGAUCCACAUGCUCACCUGACGCCCAGAAUACUGUUCAACAGCUUGUGGCCGGAUGCCAAAAAGGGGAAGAGGAAAGCUCGCCCACAUGGGUGAUUGUGCUGUUGGGAAACAUUAUUCGUGGAAUCGGGGAAGCCAACCUCGGUCCUUUGGGAAUGUCUUUCAUAGAUGAUUAUGCACACCCAGAAAACUCUGCUUUUUACAUUGGUUGCCUGCACACACUUGGAAUCAUCGGGCCAAUUUUUGGUUACUCGCUUGGAUCUCUGUGUGCUAGACUUUACGUGGACAUUGGCUUGGUUGAUAGAGAGAGUGUGACCAUCACCCCUCUGGACUCCCGCUGGGUUGGGGCCUGGUGGUUGGGUUAUGUGGUUUCUGGGCUGUUGACUCUGCUUGCUGCUUUGCCUCUCUGGUUCCUGCCAAGAGCUUUACCUGAAAACCCCCAAACCUAUGAGCUAGACAACCCCUCCAAACGACAUAAACAUACACCCCGCUUUGCAGAGAUAGCUAAAGAUUUUGGGCCAUCUCUGAAGAGUCUGCUCACCAACAAUAUCUAUCUCCUCUACCUGAUUUCCAAUGUAGUGGCAUUCAAUGCUUUUGUCAUACUCAUAACAUAUACGCCAAAGUAUUUGGAACAGCAGUUUGGACAAAGUGCAUCCAAGACAAACUUUCUCAUAGGAGUGACUACUAUUCCGCCAGCGGCUCUAAGUAUGUUCCUGAGUGGAUGGAUAAUGAAGAGGUUUAAACUGGAUCUGCUGGGAUCUGCAAGAUUGACAUUUUUCACUGGAAUCACUGCAUUGUUUCUCACCAUACCUAACUUUGCUCUUAGCUGUGAGAAUACAGAUGUCGCUGGGGUCACAGUCCCCUAUCAAGGAUCUGUAGAAGUUCAGAACAUAAGCAGUGAUGUAUUCACUUCUUGCAAUGCCGACUGUGGGUGUCCUGACUUCCAAUGGGACCCAGUGUGUGGACAGAAUGGAGUGACCUACAUCUCUCCUUGUCACGCAGGCUGCAGUUCCACUCAUGGCACAGGGCAGAAUAUGAGCUGGGGAAUGAGUGCUGGGAACUCGUCUGCAGUGCUUGGACAGUGUUCACGAGAGAGCAGAUGUACUGUAAUGUUCUACAUCUAUCUGGCACUGGAGUCUCUCGCCUUCUUUGUGUUCUGUCUGGGAACUGUUCCCUCGUUCAUCAUCUCAUUGAGGAUUGUGGAUCCUGAGCUAAAGUCUCUCUCGGUGGGCGUGCUACUAUUGGUUUUAAGAGUUUUGGGUGGUAUUCCUGCUCCUAUUUACUUUGGGGCUCUUAUUGACUCUACCUGUCUGAAAUGGGGUCACAAAAAAUGUGGUGGAAGAGGUGCUUGCAGAAUGUAUGACACUGAGACUUUUAGGUUCCUGUUUCUGGGACUGCUCAACUCUCUGCGGGUGUUAGGAUUUAUCCUGCUAUGGCUGGCCAUCACACAGAUUAACAGGAAAGUACAGAAUGAUAAAAGGAUGUCUAAGGACAUAGAACUGCGGGAGCCUGUGCUGUGUGAUCCAGAAAAGCAGAAGACUCUAAUAUAAUGUUCUCCAAUGUUUUUAAUAAAAAUC